Fulvia fulva is the source of this 1875-nucleotide messenger RNA. RefSeq names its product Proline--tRNA ligase. Bases 1 to 1875 code for a protein of 624 amino acids. NCBI's taxonomy places the organism in Eukaryota, Fungi, Ascomycota, Dothideomycetes, Mycosphaerellales, Mycosphaerellaceae. Gene Ontology annotation, molecular function: ATP binding; proline-tRNA ligase activity. The record is from RefSeq and is a predicted model, not a curated record. The transcript has 2 exons. Gene Ontology annotation, cellular component: mitochondrion; cytoplasm. Gene Ontology annotation, biological process: prolyl-tRNA aminoacylation.
AUGUCGGUGCAGCAUGGCCUGAAGACGCUGUGGUGCGGUAAUGCCGCCUCUUCCUUCGUCCGGUCGAUACACGCGCAGAGGCGCGCUUUACACCACGAUGGCCGCAAUCGACUGAGUAAUUUCUGGACGCCCACUCAGACCCGGACAGCCAACACAGCCGACAACGCCGCCGAGGAUGGCCACGAUCUGCUUGUGCGGGCGGGCUUCCUCCGCCAGGCUCACUCUGGCAUCUUUCACCUCCUGCCGCUGGGUCUGAGGGUCCAGGACAAGAUCGAGAAAUUGAUCGACAAGCACAUGCAACGGAUCGGCGCUUCCAAAGUCUCGCUCUCAUCGCUAUCUUCACAACAUCUGUGGGAGAAGUCUGGGCGUCUCGAUGGUCGCAACAAGGAGCUCUUCCAGCUCAAGGAUCGCAAAGAUGCCAAGUACCUGCUGGCACCCACUCACGAGGAGGAAAUCACGACCAUCGUCAAGAAUGCUGUCCACUCGUACAAGGACCUCCCACUCCGACUUUACCAGAUUUCGCGCAAGUAUCGUGAUGAAGCACGGCCGCGACAAGGCCUUUUGCGCGGACGAGAGUUCAUCAUGAAAGAUCUCUACACUUUCGACGUGACCGACGCUCAAGCUAUGAGCACGUACGAGGAAGUGCGUGCUGCAUACAAAGCAUUCUUGGACGACCUCAAUCUGCCUUACCUGGUGGCCAACGCGGACUCGGGCAACAUGGGUGGUAGCCACAGUCACGAGUAUCACUUUGCGAGCGCCAGGGGUGAAGAUACCAUCAUAACAUGUCAAACAUGCGACUUCUCGGUCAAUGAGGAGCUCUACUUCCCAGCCCACCGUCCUGCGCAGACGGAAGAUGUCGAAACUGCACCAACUGCUGAUGCUAGGCAGCCUGCAGAUGAUGUGCCUUAUCAGAUAUGGUACGGCCAAGUCAGUGAGUCGCUUAAUACAACAGACGAUGCAUCGCAAGAAACAUCUCUCGACACAUCUGGAAGCGCCCCGCAGCUCAAGACUCUAGUCCAAGUCUUCUUGCCCAACGGACCGUACGAAAUCAAUCUUCAUGCUAUGAAAAAGCUGGUGCCCAGCAUAGAUACGACCGAGACUGUGAGACCAGAGGAGCUCUUUGGUCGUCUCGAAGAAAGCAAGACCUUGAAUGAUCCAGCGGAGUGGCUUGUGUUUCGAGACCCACGAGUUCCAGUCGCUGCCAUCAUCAACACUGUCGAACACUGGACCCGCCACGGCCAGAACAGACAAAUUAGUCAGACCGCACACUCUGCCAUUCCGGACAUCGAUGUCUCACCAUUCACACUCACCAACGCGGCUCGCGAUGAUUUGUGCCCUCAAUGUGGGACUGAAGGCUCCCUCACGUUCAGCCGGGCUGUUGAGAUCGGACACACUUUCCACCUCGGCAAGCGUUACAGCACACCUCUCGAGGCCGUAGUCCAGGAUGAGAACAAUCAGCAGGUCGAAAUCGCCAUGGGCUGUCAUGGUAUUGGCGUGUCGCGACUGCUGGGAGCUUCUGCAUCUCUCCUGGCUGAUAGCAAAGGCCUCAACUGGCCAAUUGCCAUUGCGCCUUUCAGUGUGCUCGUUGUGGCCGCUGGAGGCGUCUCUUCGACAGAAGUGGGCGCUCUGUACGACGAGGUCGAUGCCAGUCUCAGCAGCAAUCGGAUCGAUGCCAUCAUCGAUGAUAGGGACCGACCCAUGGGCUGGAAGUUGAACGAUGCAGACCUCAUCGGCUAUCCUUUCAUCAUUGUCCUGGGCAAAGCCUGGAAGCAACGCAGAGCGGUCGAGCUACAAUGCCGGAGACUGGGCAUUAAGGAAGAAGUGCCGGCUGAUCAGCUCGUUGAGAGAAUCUUGCAGUACAGCAGCAAGCUAUGA